AUGCCAAGCAAUUUACUAAUAUAUGUCAAAAAUUUUGGUCCAACUAUAUCUGAUGAUACAUUUGUUACCGUAUUUAAUAAGUUUGCUGAAAUCACAAGUUGUGUGGUGAUGAGACAUAUGGAUGGAUCAUCUAAAGGAUUUGGAGUUGUGGCUUACAGAGAGGCAAAAUCGACUCAUGCAGCUAUUGAAGAAUAUACUAGUUAA
Messenger RNA from Diabrotica balteata, 204 nucleotides. NCBI's taxonomy places the organism in Eukaryota, Metazoa, Arthropoda, Insecta, Coleoptera, Chrysomelidae. The record is from the annotation of a GenBank genome assembly.